This is a messenger RNA of Aspergillus niger, 4422 nucleotides long. RefSeq lists its product as uncharacterized. The record is from RefSeq and is a predicted model, not a curated record. The coding region runs from base 1 to 4422 and encodes 1473 amino acids. The transcript has 9 exons. Gene Ontology annotation, molecular function: protein binding; DNA binding; zinc ion binding. Gene Ontology annotation, cellular component: intracellular anatomical structure. Lineage: Eukaryota; Fungi; Ascomycota; Eurotiomycetes; Eurotiales; Aspergillaceae. Gene Ontology annotation, biological process: DNA-templated transcription.
AUGUCUGAUCAUAUGGAUUCUAUUACUCCUUCGCCUGGUGGCUUGCGGAUACUGCCGUUCGGCUUGGUGAAUCCUCAUGCUACUGCCAUCAAUAUUGGGUCAGUAGUAGUGAUUUAUCUCGUUCUUUUCGCUUUAGAUGAGAAAUUCAUAUCAUCAUAUCAUUCCACCACUAUCAUGACGGACGAUUACUUCAACCUAGGCUCGUACAGCCGAACCGAAUUGUGCCAUGGCGUACUGGGGCCUGGCCUAUGCCCGGGACCAAACUACAACAAGGCCUGGAUUCGUUUCGACCUAGCGGAUCUGGCCACCACUAUUACGGAAAUGAGACCCGUGCUCCAACGCGCCCAGGCCCUGGCAGCACAGGGGGCAAGUCCGGCCGAAAGGGCUGUAAUUGAGGCCUUGAAGGCUCGAUUUCCCAAAGAUGAUGAUGAAACGAAGCCAGAAAACCUGGAUCUUCAUGCGUUGGAUCGUGCCUAUGCAGAAGCCAUGCGACCUGUCUACGAAGCUUAUCCGGAGGACCCUGAUAUUGUGGCUCUUUUUGUCGAGGCGCUCAUGUGCAUAUCCCCACGGGCUCUGUGGAAUCUUGACACAGGUGAACCCUGUGGUCCGCAUACCACUGAGGCUCGUCGGGUUCUUGAGAAGGCCAUGACCUCCCUUCCUGGGGGCAGUAGCAAUCCGGCAUACUGCCAUCUCUAUAUCCAUCUCAUGGAGAUGGCGCCGUAUCCGGAGAUUGCUUUACCAGCUGCGGAUCGCCUUCUGCGACUCGUGCCGGAUGGUUCGCAUAUGCUGCAUAUGCCUAGCCAUAUUUACGUCGCUUGUGGUGACUACCGAGCGGUCAUUGAUUCGAACAACCAAGCCAUGAUUGUCGACGACAAAUACUUUGCCAGGGAGCCGGGCACCAUCUUAUAUAUUAUGUACCGAGCGCACAACAUCUACGUGAAAGUCUAUGGCGCAGUCAUCUCCGGAAACUUUGCAGAGGCGAUCUCCGGUAUGAAGCGCCUUCAGGAGAUCCUCACCCCCGAGCUCUUGUCUAUAACCAGCCCCCCGAUCGCCAAUUGGGCAGAAGGGUUUCUGGGUGCCAUAGCCCAUGUGUUGAUCCGCUUUGGACGGUGGGAUGAUAUUCUCGAUUUACAGCUCCCCGAGGACAAGGAGCUAUUCGCCUCUACGACAGCGAUGAUAUACUAUGCCCGCGGCAUUGCUUUGGCGGUACUUAAUCGAGUGGACGAGGCCCAAGAAGAAAGGAAGAAAUUUGAGGCUGCCCGCGAAAAGGUUCCACCAUCUCGCUUGAACAGUCUGCCCGUUCGCGAGGUGGACGUCCUUGAGAUCGGGUCGGCUAUGCUGAAAGGAGAGAUCGAGUAUCGCCAGGGCAACUUUGAGGAGGCUUUCAAUCACUUGAGACAAGCGACAAAGCUGGAGGAUAACCUGGUCUAUGCGGAUCCUCCGCCGUGGAUGCAGCCUGCGCGACAUGCCCUGGGGGCUUUGCUUCUUGAACAGGGUCAUGUUAGCGAAGCACAGCAUGUGUAUGAAGAAGAUCUGGGAUUGAGUGAGACCCUCCCACGUCGGAAGGCAAGACUGAAUAAUGUCUGGAGUUUGCAUGGCUUGUAUGAGUGUCUGGUCCGGCAAGGGUUGCACGACAAGGCCCGGUAUAUCCGUGCUCAACGCGACGUUGCGCUGGCUUCGGCGGAUGUUCCCAUCAAUGCUUCGUGUUUCUGUCGUCUUUCGGCGGUUGAGUCGACCAGCGCUUGUUGCUCACCUCCCAUAUCUGGUUUACCUCUUUGGGAAACCAGAUUGGCCGACGGACAAAUGAUUACCAAAAGCGGUAAGACGCCGGGCCGGACUUCUACUUCUUCUCCGUCGCGAUCUUCCUCGGGAACGAUAUCCAGGACUCCUAAGAGGUCUAGAAACAUAAGAGAAGAUGUGCUACAUGAGGGUGCCGGCCGGCAUUCACCUGCUGGGCCUUCGCUGCAUACACCGCCGUCUACUGUCACGGAUGGGAGUACGGACAAUAUUGGAGAUGCUGCUGUGAGAAGAUCUAUCUUUCGAUCGUCGCCGUUGAGUGCGGUGGGUUCGACACAGGGAAGAACUGGCCCUCGGUAUUCUCAGGUACAGUUUCAUCGUGACGCGGGGCAGAUCUCGUCCUCGUCAGGGGAUGGUAGCUUUUUUCAAAAUCUGUCCCCGUUGUCAUUUCGAGGCAAGCAGCAAAGAACCCGGUUCUUUGGACGGAGUCACUGGGCGACUACCCUUGGAAUGCUAACGAGUCAACUGAAGUUCCCCGAUUUCAGCGCCCAUUUGCAUGAGUACUAUCGAAACAAGCAAACUCCCACCAACCCAGGUUUUACGGAUUAUCUGACCCUGAGACGACUCAAGCACGAUCUAAGGGGACCUGAUAGACGACGGCAGGGGGGUCAAGUACCCUCCUCAAAACUCAAGCUAGUUGAAUUGUUGCCCGAUCGUCCUCUAGCUGAGUACUUGAUGCAGCUGUACUUCUCAACCUUCGAGACCACACUGCGCAUAUUACACGUCCCAUCAUUUACCAGCGAAUGGGACGCCUUCUGGGAUCGUAGCGCAUCCCACAUUGACGGAUCUCUCAACAGCAACAAGACCGACGUAUUGAUCGCGAAACUCCUCAUGUUAAUGGCAUGUGCCAGCUGCUUCGCUACCAAUAAGGCCGAACCACUAACAUCUGCCGGCUUCAACCCGCAUUCAUUGAUACAGAGGUGCCAGAAAUGGAUCGAAGCAGUCACCACAUGGCUAGCAUCCAUGACAAGCCACGCCCAAAUGAAUUCAGACGUGAUCCAGAUCAAAUGCCUAUUACUGCUCGCACAGCAAGCAACCGCCCAAGAGGGCGACCUAGUCAGCAUGGCCUCCGGCUCACUACUCCGCGAAGCGAUGCUAAUGGGCCUUCAUCGGAACCCAUGCAACUUCCCCAACGUCUCCCCGUAUUGGGCCGAACUGCGAAAACGCCUCUGGCUGACGAUCAUCGAGCUGGAGCUCCAAGCCUCCCUAUAUAGCGGGAUACCAUUGGCAAUAUCAUGGGACGAAUUCGACUGUCCCUUGCCAUCUGAUAUCGACGACGAGGACUUUACCAUCGAGUCACCGCGCCUACCUCCCCCAAGACGAUCUGAUACCUUAACCAGAACGUCCUUCCAGAUUGCUCUCGCGCGGACCUUGGAAACCCGAAUGGCAAUAUCCAAGAUCGUCAACCGGGUACGUCUGAGCGCAACAUACGAUAAUGAAAUCAUGACCCUCAGCGAACGCCUCACAACAGGACUGGCGCAGGCCCCGCCAGAUCUCCGCGACGACACCGGCACAACAACCACCGCAGGUGGUUCACCCGACAACAAUAGCAGCACCUCACCCUUCCGCCGCUCAUUCUUCCUCUUCCUGCACUACCGCAGCCUCCUCGCUCUGCACCGACCCUUCUUCCUGCGCUUCUCAGAAACCCCCGACGAACCCUUCAAUUAUUCCAGACGAGUAUGCAUACAGACCAGCCUAGCUCUACUUUCUCAGCUAGAACACUUCUCAAACCACUGCCCCAACAACAACCACCCAUCACCACCACCAGCUGUAAAUAACAACCAUACUCCCCCACACAUCCUCCACCUCAAAGGCGGCCUAUUCCGGGACGACAUCUUCCACGCCGCGGCAACCAUUUGCUUCGAGCUGCGCCUACAAACCAAAUCCCAGGACCGCGUAAUCGAUCCUCCCUUACCGGGUAGUAAUAUCUCGAAAUACAUGGACCAAAGUGUCCAUUAUCAACGGAUGGCACUGUUCGAGGGCGUGGAUAAUGCGAUUAGGUAUUUCGAGGGAAAGGUGCGGGUGGAGAAGAGAGCGACGAAGAUGUUUAGUAUCUUGAUGAUUCUGUUUAUGGUGGUUAGGAGUGAGAUGGAGGGGGUUCAGAUGGAUGGGGGUGGAGUAAGGGAUGUGUUGAGGGUUGAUGAUGCUUGUCCGAUUGCGUCGCGGAGGUGUAGGGAGGUGUUAUUGGAGGGGUAUCAAUAUCAGGAUGAACAUAUUCAAGAAGGAGAGAGUGGUUGGAUAAUACAGCAUCUAGCAUAUUCAUCGCAAAUGCAGGGUUCGGAGACAGAAUCCGUUGGAGAUGCGUGUCAUCAUACAAAUGCUCUGCGGCCUAUGGGUUGGGACGAGGCUGUGGGUGGUGAUUUGAGGCAUCUCGAUUUCGACUGGUGUUUCGCGCUUGAUCCGUUAUCUCCUUAUCCGAUGAAUAACUGGUCGGAUUUGGAUCCUUUGGUUAUAGGUCAAUCCUUUAGAUACACCUACCAGUGUGGUUCCUGUCGGCGUAUGAGCAACCCCCGCCCAGAACCCCGACCAGUGGAACAUAACUUGGACAGCCUACCCCAUACUGGUGGUGCAUGUCUCAGUGCACACUCCCAGGAUGGACAGAAAAUUGAUGCAGCUGGUGCAUAA